This is a messenger RNA of Merops nubicus (carmine bee-eater), 822 nucleotides long. RefSeq names its product ribosome production factor 1 homolog (S. cerevisiae) (gene RPF1). Gene Ontology annotation, molecular function: rRNA primary transcript binding. The annotation marks the transcript as partial. Gene Ontology annotation, biological process: maturation of 5.8S rRNA; maturation of LSU-rRNA. The record is from RefSeq and is a predicted model, not a curated record. Lineage: Eukaryota; Metazoa; Chordata; Aves; Coraciiformes; Meropidae. Gene Ontology annotation, cellular component: preribosome, large subunit precursor; nucleolus. The transcript has 8 exons.
GAGAAGCUGGCCGCCAAGAAGAAGCGGAGGAAGGAGCGAGAAGCCCUCGGAGACAAGGCACCACCAAAAGCCAUACCAAAGACUAUAGAAAAUCAGAGAGUAUAUGAUGAAACAACUGUAGAUCCCAACGAUGAAGAGGUUGCUUUUGAUGAAGCAACUGAUGAAUUUGCACCCUACUUCAACAGACAGACAGUUCCCAAGAUUCUUAUCACAACAUCAGACAGACCUCGUGGGAGAACAGUGAGAUUCUGUGAACAGCUGUCUACUGUUAUACCUAACUCACAUGUCUACUAUCGACGAGGACUGGCUUUGAAAAAGAUCAUUCCACAGUGUGUUGCAAAGGACUUCACAGAUUUAAUUGUCAUUAAUGAAGAUCGCAAAAUACCAAAUGGUCUUCUCUUAUGUCAUCUGCCUGAUGGUCCAACUGCUCAUUUUAGAAUGAGUAGUGUCCGUUUACGUAAAGAAAUAAAGCGAAAAGGGAAGGAGCCCACAGAGCACGUACCUGAAGUCAUCCUGAACAACUUCACAACGCGGCUGGGCCAUUCCGUGGGCCGCAUGUUCGCUUCCCUCUUCCCGCACGAUCCCCAGUUCAUUGGAAGACAAGUAGCUACGUUCCACAACCAGCGAGACUACAUCUUCUUCAGAUUCCACAGAUACAUCUUCAAGAGUGAAAAGAAAGUGGGAAUUCAAGAACUUGGGCCACGUUUUACAUUAAAGCUGAGGUCUCUUCAAAAAGGAACCUUUGAUUCCAAAUUUGGAGAAUAUGAAUGGAUUCAUAAGCGCCGAGAAAUGGACACAAGCAGAAGAAAAUUUCACUUGUAA